CUGCUGUCAACAUCUGUUGUAGCUGCGGUGACCCGUGUUAAUGCCAAACACCGGCCUCUGCUGCCCCCUGCUGGUCUCUGCUGCCCCCUGCUGGUCCCUGCUGCCCCCUGCUGGUCCCUGCUGCCCCCUGCUGGUCCCUGCUGUCCACUUUUUAAACCCCACCCUCUUGGAGACGGCAGCUCCUGUUGUUGUCAAGAGGAAACAGCGGUGCUUUCUGCUCAGGAGAUUCAAAAUGUCGUACAGGCUCUUCUUCUGGGUCCUGAUCUGCUCUGUGGGCUCUGCAGCUGAGGAGCAGCGGCAGGUGAAAGUCCAGCGUGGACAGGAAGCCGUUCUUCAGUGUGGCGGUCCAGCAGACGCCUCCGUCAUCCUGCUGGAGUGGACCAGACUGGACCUGAAGGCAGACGGUUACGUGUUCUUCUAUAGAAACAAGCAGUUUUAUGAAAUCUACCAGCUCCCGUCUUUCCAUGGUCGGGUGGCGCUGGUCGAUCCUCAGGUGAGGGGCGGAGACUUCUCCGUUUUCCUGAGGAACGCUGACAUCAGCGACAGCGGAUCGUACGAGUGUCGGGUCAUCAUCAGCACGCCGGGUCAGACGACGCACUCUGAGAUCAAACGUGUCAUGGAGCUGAAGGUGACAGACCCAGAGCUCACAGCUGGACGCCUCAGAGGUGGAGGCAGCCAGAGCCGAGCGGGUGGAGCUGUCGCUGCUCUCGCACUCAUCUGUCUGCUUCUUGUUGUUCAGUGAAAUAGUUUGAUUCACGUCAGCUUCUCUGAGCCUGUUCACACCUGGUGUCACCACCUGUCCUGAGACGGCCAAUCACAAGUCAGCUCACAGCCGGCAGGUCACAUUGUUACGCAAACAACUUCAUGUUCUGAUUAAAUCUGAAUUUACUAGAAGGACACAGUGAGUUAGAAUCUGACACAGUUUCACUACGUUAUAAAGUUUGUUUUAACUCAACAACUCUUAAAAUCACCACAUUUGUUAAUGGAGUCUGGUGCUGUUGUGUUACUGACAUCAGCAGCUUAAAGGGACCAAACAUGUCAUUUACACUUUCAGACAGUGUGUAAUCCCUCCACCUCCUCCUCCUCCUCCUCCUCCUCCUCCUCCUCCUCCCCCACCUCCUCUUCCUCUUCCGUUGAGCUGUUAUAUUAACAUAUAUACAUUAUAUAUACCUGUCUGACAUGUCAAUGAUUAAUUAUUGAUCAGCAUUAAGAAUUCACCUGAUUGAAAAUGUCUUCAUCAACAAUCAGAGCUUUUCACUGUAACAGAUUACAGAUUACAAUCAAAACACUAAAUACUGAUGGAGAAAAUGUUUUCAAUCAGAAAAGUUGUUAUUUAAAAAGACCCGUUCCAGUUGGUCGCUGCAGCAUUGGCUGGGCUUUGUUACUAUUUGUUCAAUAGUAAACAGGUUAAAAAUGUUGAAUAUAUUUCACGUUAUUAACGAGUAAUCAAUAGGUUGUUACAGCAGCCAACAUUUUCAUCCCCGAUGGACGACGGUUCAUCGUCAGGCAGAGACGUGUUGCUAAUGUCUUAGAGAGAGACGGAUGUCUGGAGCCUGGAAAGACUCCGUAGAGUGCAAACCUCCACCCAUCAGUCCCUCACUGUACCUACUCACAGAUACCAGACACCUAAAUACACCUGAUUUAUUCAUUUUUUUAAAAAAAUCAGGAUCCGUCUUUAUCUCCUGAGACUUGAAUGAAAAUAAGAAAAAAGUCCCGGGUCAGCUAACAAACAAGCAGAACCUCUCUGGUGACGAACUGCAGUCCAACAAACAAAAGGUUGAUGUUCGACUGAGGAUGUGAAGCUGAGCAGGACACACAGUCACAUGUUGUUUCUACAGCAGGACUCAGUCUGUGUUUCUAAUGUUCUGACAUCAGUUAUUGUGAUUAUAUGACGAUUGUGUCUUUGUAACACUACUGGCUCUCUGUAUCUGUAUCUGCCUCCACUUCCUGUGUCACUGUAUGAGCUUCACAACAGUAAUAAAGGAGUUAGUGAUUCUCAGCA
This is a messenger RNA of Acanthopagrus latus (yellowfin seabream), 2002 nucleotides long. RefSeq lists its product as uncharacterized. Lineage: Eukaryota; Metazoa; Chordata; Actinopteri; Spariformes; Sparidae. The coding region runs from base 41 to 742 and encodes 233 amino acids. The record is from RefSeq and is a predicted model, not a curated record. The transcript has 3 exons.